AUGUUCAGCCCGGACGGGGGGCUGCCGGCCGCCCCCUUCGGCCUCCUGCCCGACGCCGGCCCGCCUUUCCCCCGCGGCGGCUUCGACGGGGCGGCCGCCCAGCCGCUCUUCUUCCCCUUCGCCGCCGAGCCCGAGGCCGCCCGCGACCCGCCGCCGGCCCGCGCCUGGCUGCCCCCGCCCGCCGGGCCGCCCGCCAAGGCGGAGGCGCGCCCGGGCCGGCCCUGCCGCCAGCCCUCGCCCGAGCCCCGCGCCGCGGCCUGCUGCGGCCCGGCCUGGCCCGCCCCGCCCUGGGCCGGGCCCGCGCCCCCCGCCGCCGCCGCCGCCGCCAACGCCGCCCUGCCCGGCCCGCCCUUCCCCGGCCCCGCCGCCGCCGCCUUCCCCGGCGGCCAGCUCUGCCCCGCCGCCCUGCAGCCGGGCUCCGGCGGCCUCUCGGGGCUGGGCAGCAGCGGCAGCUCCAGCGGCGCCGCCAGCGAGGGCGGACACUCCAGCGACAGCGGCGACGAGGAUGCGCCAACCUCGGAAGAGCUGGAGCAGUUCGCCAAGGACCUCAAGCACAAGCGCAUCAUGCUGGGCUUCACCCAGGCUGACGUGGGGCUGGCUCUGGGCACCCUCUACGGGAAGAUGUUCAGCCAGACGACCAUCUGCCGCUUCGAAGCGCUCCAGCUCAGCUUCAAGAACAUGUGCAAGCUGAAGCCGCUGCUGCAGCGUUGGCUCAACGAGGCGGAGAACACGGACAACAUGCAAGAGAUGUGCAAUGCGGAACAAGUUUUGGCCCAAGCCCGGAAGAGAAAACGCAGGACCAGCAUUGAGACCAACGUGAAGGGGACGCUGGAGAGCUUCUUCCGCAAGUGCGUGAAGCCCAGUCCCCAGGAGAUCUCCCAGAUCGCCGAGGACCUCAACCUGGACAAAGAUGUGGUCCGGGUCUGGUUCUGCAACCGGCGUCAGAAAGGCAAACGGCUGCUGCUGCCCUUUGGCAACGAGGCGGAGGGGGUGAUGUACGACAUGAACCAGUCCCUGGUGCCCACCGGCCUGCCCAUCCCGGUGACGUCCCAGGGCUACAGCCUGGCGCCCUCCCCUCCUGUCUACAUGCCGCCCUUCCACAAAGCUGAGAUGUUCCCUCAAGCGCUGCAGCCUGGGCUCUCCAUGAGCAACAGCAGCCACUGAACCGGGGGCUGCGGGGGCCGAUGACGGUGCCGCCCCGACACCGCGGCUGGGCUGGCUCUCUGGGGGCAGCUUCCCCCCCCACUUCGCCCUGAGAAGGCACGGGCACGGCCCCGCUCCCGCUCCCAGGGCCUGUCUGGGCGCUCGCUGGGCUGCCUUAGGGCUUUUGGGGCGCGAGGGGCAGGGGAAGGGCUGGGAGCCUGGCACGGGGAUGGUGCCCACUCUCUGCGGUUGCUCCCAGCCCUUCCCAGUUAUGUGAGU
Messenger RNA from Gymnogyps californianus (California condor), 1422 nucleotides. Its product is annotated as POU domain, class 5, transcription factor 3. Gene Ontology annotation, molecular function: DNA-binding transcription factor activity, RNA polymerase II-specific; RNA polymerase II cis-regulatory region sequence-specific DNA binding. The transcript is spliced from 5 exons. Lineage: Eukaryota; Metazoa; Chordata; Aves; Accipitriformes; Cathartidae. Gene Ontology annotation, biological process: regulation of transcription by RNA polymerase II. The coding region runs from base 1 to 1164 and encodes 387 amino acids. The record is from RefSeq and is a predicted model, not a curated record.